UGUAUCGAUGAAGUUGUUUCAAAGAUGGCGGACUUCCUGCCGUCCCGCUCGCUGUUAUCUGUAUGUUUUCCUAACUGUGUACUCACAAGCGGAGAGGCAGAACAAUUGCGGAAGUCUAAAGAAAUAGAUAAGUGUAUUCAUCGAGAUAAGACGUAUGUAAAAAGGUUAGUCAAGAUUUUAUUACUUGGGGCAGGCGAGAGCGGCAAGUCUACUUUCCUGAAGCAGAUGCGCAUUAUCCACGGGCAGGACUUCGAUCAGAAGGCCAAAGAAGAGUUCAGAGCCACGGUGUUUAGUAAUGUUAUUAAAGGUAUCCGAGUGUUGGUGGACGCUCGAGAGAAGCUACGCAUCCCAUGGGGCAACCCGUCUAACCAGCGGCACGGCGACACCAUGAUGGCGUUUGACACCCGGUCGCUGAUGGCCCAUGGUCACGGCAUGGUGGAGCCCAAAGUCUUCCUGCACUACCUGCCCUCUCUCCGGGCCCUGUGGGCUGACCAGGGCAUCCAGAACGCAUACGACCGCCGCCGAGAGUUCCAGCUGGGCGAGUCAGUCAAGUAUUUCCUGGACAAUCUGGAAAAGCUUGGAAAGUCGGAUUACCUCCCCAGCCAGCAGGACAUCCUCCUGGCCAGAAAGCCCACUAAAGGCAUCCACGAGUACGACUUUGAGAUCAAGAACGUGCCCUUCAAGAUGGUGGACGUGGGGGGGCAGCGCUCUGAGAGGCGACGCUGGUUCGAGUGCUUUGACUCGGUCACCUCCAUCCUGUUCCUCGUCUCCUCCUCUGAGUACGACCAGGUGCUGAUGGAAGACCGGCAGACCAACCGGCUGAGCGAGUCGCUCAACAUCUUCGAAACCAUCGUCAACAACCGGGUGUUCAGCAACGUCUCCAUCAUCCUCUUCCUCAACAAGACGGACCUGCUGGAGGAGAAGGUGAAGCAGGUGUCCAUCAAAGACUACUUCCCUGAGUUCUCGGGCGACGCCUCCAGCCUGGCAGACGUCCAGCGGUUCCUGGUGGAGUGCUUUCGCAAAAAGCGCCGCGAGAACCAACAGAAGCCGCUAUACCACCACUUCACCACGGCCAUCAACACGGAGAACAUCCGGCUGGUUUUCCGCGACGUCAAGGACACCAUCCUGCACGACAACAUCAAGCUGCUGAUGCUGCAGUGAGGGACUGAGCGGGUUGGGGGGGCAGGGAUGGGUGGAGGCAGAAGGAAAGCGGGUGUCCAGGGAGGCAGCCUCUCUCCAUCCCUCUGUCCCCCCUCCCUGGUUUGAGCGGUUCCUCUCUAGAACUCUGACUGUGUAUAAAAGCCACCACUACUACAGCCAUUCCCCCCCCACGCUUCUCUGCCUUACUAAGCUGCUUCACUAAGACUUAUAACAGCCACCUUUGGCUCAGAGCCCCCCCCCCCCACUUGAAACCACUGUAAAUGACCUCCAUCCCCCGUCCACUGUGCAGUGAAUCUGCACCCUGUAUGUUUUCACUGUGUGUUGCUCUUAUUCACCCCACACUCCUCUGUGCUGCUCUGACCGCUGCGGCGGGGGGGUAUUUUUGUUACUGAGACGCUGUCUGUUACCAGGUGUUGCCCUCCUGUUCAGAACUGCCUUGGUUCUGUCUCUGGUUUUACAUAUGCGUUCCAUGACGCCUUUUGAUGACAUCACUGUGGGGAUUUCCUGUGAGGGCAGUUGAACUAACACACACACACACACACACACACACACACACACACACACACACACACACACACACACACACACACACACACACACACAGAGAUAGGAAUACCUGUUCCAAAGUCCACUUAAUUCUAGUUUUCUAAUGGUUUGUGUCUUUUUCUAAUAUAUGAAUUUACUGUAAUGCAUUUUUCUUUAACUUAUAUUUAAAGGGUUUACACGUUCUCCUGAUGGACUCUGUUACAGCCGGCUGGAUCCAUACACCAAGAAGUAAAAUUCUGUGCUCUAAGGGGUGAUAAUGACACGUUGUAUUUUGCAGUUUCUCAGGGCACAAUGUGAACCCCACAUGUCUAGUUAAAGCCAAGCAGCCCCCCCCCCGCGCCGCUCCACUGUGCUUCAGAAGCGGAUCUCUGGCCGACUCCAGCCAGGACCAUACUGUAGCAGCAGAGGCUGCACAUAUCAGCACUGAAACCAGCUCUGAAACCAGCUGUUUCCAAGGGUUGAAGCAUGUAAUGCAACUCCCAACCAAAGGAGUGAAUGAGGAGGCCCUGCACAGAGCAGUGUGGCCCCAGAGAGCAUUUUCUGUUUAUUCCUAUGCACCAUGAUCCAGAUACUUAGAACAUGCAUUUCAAAGGGACUGAAGUCCAUUUCUUCUAUUGAACAUAUUUUUGUCAACCAUCUAGUGUGGACAAAAAAUCGUACCCAAAGUUCCUGUAGAAAAUUUGAAAGAUGGCGAUGAAAAGUGUCCCCGUUGAUUUGACCGGCGGGCUGCAGCUGGUGAGAGCAGACACACAGAUGGAGCAGUGUUCACAGUCACUGCGUCACAGAGCUGCACACUGAGGGCCCUUAUCAGUCCAGAGCCCUGAGGACAAUCACAUCCAGGCCUGGGGGUUUUGUCCCUUCUCUGUCCCUGUAGGAUUAUCACUCAGUGUCGUGUAUUAUUCUGCACGUGGUGAGGGGGCUUCGUGUAUUUGUAUUCUCCUGAUAGGUACCUGUUACUGCUGUCUGUCUCCAUAAGUUAAAAAGAAAGGGAUUUCAUAUCCAGCCUGUAUGUCUCUAAUGUCCUCAUUGUCCUCUGUACUUCCUCUCAUGUGUCCUUAUGUAUCCCUCACACCAACCUAACUCAUUCCUAACAGCUGUGACCUCCCUCAGUCCUUUGUGUGACCAUGAACUUCAUCACAUUUUUAUUUCUGGGAUGGCGAUUAUUUCAGACAUGAGCAUGCUGCCAUGAAUGUGUUUGGGUAAGAGUCCCAUCUUCCUCAUCUGCAGAUGGCUCCGCGGCUCCCGCCUUCACUCAGACAGCUGUCCUGUUAGCAGUUUUCAAAUCCUCCAUUUUGCAGAAUGAUUCAGUUUGCCUUUAGGACCUGAUGCGUGUUCAACAGUGAUCAGCUUUAGAGUGGGAGGAAGGGUGGGUGGACAUCUUGAGACAGAUGAGAUCAUUAGUGUCCCCUCAGUGCAGUCCUUCCUGUGUGUGUGUGUGUAAAAGAGGAAGCUAGCGUAAAAGACUGCCAACAGCUCCGAGACACACACUGCAGCUCGGACAGAGGACAAACAUGGAAUGACUUGAGGUCAGACAGCCUGUUGUUACACAGACAGACGUGAUGAGGUCAGAGCAGGACAGGACCCUCUCACAGUGCAAAGCCCCGUCCUGCUCCUGAGAGACGAACACUGUGUGUACUGUCAGCUCUAGAAUGGAGCCUCUGUUCUGUCACAUGCUAAACCAUCAUCAGCAUAGGAAUGAGUCCUAUAACCCAGGAAUGAGUUAGCAUAUUAACACUUCCCAGCGAUGGCUAACAAGUGUCUGAAUGAGACGACCAAACGUCAUCACGCCCAACGUUAGCCGCCUUUAACUUAGCGGUGGUGACGUGAGGUCAUGUGCCCAUGCUGUAGUUCCUUUAUAGUCUAACGUUAGCUUUUUAGGUCAAAAAUCAUAGUGUUAAUAUGUGGAGAUGAUCCUGCUGAACUAAAUGUGUCAGUGUCACAGAUGUGUGUUUACUACGGACAAAUAUCCAAUAGAGUAAUCCCAUUUCAAACAUCAUGAAACGUGUAUAUCACACACACACACACUGGUGGAGAGCAGGAAAAAAGUUUGAAAGCAAAAAGCUGAUGAGUGUUCAUUUGGCUGUAUUUAUAUAUAUAUAUAUAUAUAUUGGUUAUUUAUUGGUGGCCCUGAUGUCUGACUGUAAAGGUUCAUUACGCUUCAGACAAACAAACACGCGAGUUCUUUUGGGUCUGCGCACACUUAACACCACAUGCUGCUGAACAAUAGCACACAAAAUGACAUUUUAUUUCUCUCCUAAUUGAGAUUUAGGUCAAUGCAAAAGAAUGCCACGCAGCUACACUAAGCCACAGUUAAAGAAAAAUGAUCAUCCCGAGAGAAGGAAUACAGUGCCAGACUCAAGGACGUACUCUUCCAGGAAUGAUCUGUCCACACCACACUCACACCUCUUCAGGGUUCUUUCAAUGAAUCCAGGGUGCAGGUAAAUCUGAGAAUCAAUGCAGAAAAUAAGAUCUGUGGCAAACACACGUUUAUGACUCAAACACAUGAAUGCACAUCACCACCGCUAAGCUAAAGGCGGCUAAUGUUCGGCUACAUGUCUUUGAGUAGUCUCAUUUAGAUGGGACGGCAUUAUCGCCUUGCCUUUGGUAAAGUUGCUCUGGUGUUCCCCAGUCCAUUAUGAGAUAAGACGGGAAGCAUCAGAGUUGAAUCAGAGGAUUUGAGAGACUUUAAACUCCUCCGACUGACAUUUAUUACUCCAGCUCUUUUUACCGGGCCAUGUGAGGGGCCUUGAGAUGAUCAACACUUAGUUUGAAUAUACUGAGCCUUCAGCAGGAGGAACCUGGUCAGUCAGAGCAUGUUCACCGUCUGCCUUCCAGCCCCUUAAGGAUUUGACACCAGAUCCCAGGGUGCUAGAUAAACACCAUCAUGGGAACUGACACUCAGCUUUUUUUUAUGAUACGUUUUAGUGAAGGUGCCUUCUUUGAUUAUUGCUUCCGUAGCUGCAUGUGGAGCAGCACAGGAACAUCUCUUUUUCUAACUGCCUGCCUUUGACUUUGCCUUCUGAAAUGUUUGAUAUAGAAGGUUAGUACACUGCAGCUUCUGCUCUGUGACUUCUGGUUGACAUUAGAAGGUAACCUUGAGAGGACACAGUGUCCCCCUCCAGAGUCCACACUAUGCAACAGCUCUGGUCCACUCGUGGUUUUGUAACAGCAAUGAUGAUUUGACUGAAUGAGGAUUCUCUUAAAGCCAGUGUCUUAUAAAAGUGUAUGUUUAAGGAUCUGCUAAAUAUGCUGAUGUUUAGUGCCUCCUCAUCCAAGCUCUGCCUCUACUGCCGUAACAAUCCUGUUAACAAAGGUUUGUACUUCCUGUACUGUUUUAGGUUUUUGAAAUGCAGAAUGCCACUGAGGCAGAUAAAGUGUCUCUCCCAGUUUUGAUAUUCUUCUAUAGAAAAGCUUUCCAUGUACAGUCUAACUUAUGCUUUGUUACCAUUCUACUCCUAAACAAAUCAAACAUAAAUAAACUGUCUUUUUUUAA
This is a messenger RNA of Eleginops maclovinus (Patagonian blennie), 5200 nucleotides long. It is a transcript of the gene gna13b, whose product is annotated as guanine nucleotide binding protein (G protein), alpha 13b. Lineage: Eukaryota; Metazoa; Chordata; Actinopteri; Perciformes; Eleginopidae. The record is from RefSeq and is a predicted model, not a curated record. The transcript is spliced from 5 exons. Gene Ontology annotation, molecular function: D5 dopamine receptor binding; guanyl nucleotide binding; GTPase activity. Gene Ontology annotation, biological process: adenylate cyclase-activating G protein-coupled receptor signaling pathway; Rho protein signal transduction. Gene Ontology annotation, cellular component: heterotrimeric G-protein complex; brush border membrane. Bases 25 to 1161 code for a protein of 378 amino acids.